AUGGUCUCAGUUCAGAGCUGCACCAGGAGGAAUAUGGCUGGCUCUCCUCCUGCUUUACCAGGCUUUGGGAACUCGGGAAAGAGUUUUCUUAUUGACAAUUUGCUGCAGUCACAGACGCCUUCAGCACAUCCAGAAGGGACAGUAGGUGUACACCUGAGACUAGCAGCAUCUGAACACACAAGAAGAAGCUGGGGAUCUGGGCAUGGAGCCUACCAAAGUCAGGCCCACAGUCCGCAGCAGGUGAAAGAUUUAGCUGGACCACUUCUGCCGCACUCAGGUGUACUGAACAACGUUUUCCUGCGGAGCCCACAGUAUCUGCUGGCAUGCUGCGGUGGGUCCAGCCCCCCUCCAGUCUUCUCCAAGGGACCAAACUUUCGAAUGUGGUCCACAGAUAUAAGUCCUAAAUCACGCAGAGGGAUCCUUAGGAGAGCUGUGUUCUCUGAAGAGCAACGGAAGGAGCUGGAAAGAACUUUUCGGAGACAGAAAUACAUCAGCAAGACAGACCGCAACAAACUGGCAGCUGAUCUGAGUCUCAAGGAGUCACAGGUGAAGAUCUGGUUCCAGAACCGCAGAAUGAAAUGGAGGAACUGUAAGGAGAAGGAGGUUCAUAGCACUCGCUCCCCAAUGGAUGAGCUCAUGGCCCGAGGUCUCGCUCAGGAAGAGGAGGAACCAUCACAGAAUCACACUGAUGCAAAAUCAGAGAGAUCAUCACCACAGAGGGGCGUCAAGGACACAUAA
Molecule: messenger RNA, 738 nt
Organism: Scatophagus argus
Lineage: Eukaryota; Metazoa; Chordata; Actinopteri; Scatophagidae
Gene: dbx2
Product: developing brain homeobox 2
Exons: 4
Coding region: 1-738 (245 amino acids)
Biological process (GO): regulation of transcription by RNA polymerase II
Molecular function (GO): DNA binding; DNA-binding transcription factor activity, RNA polymerase II-specific
Source: RefSeq, a predicted model, not a curated record